Peromyscus maniculatus bairdii (prairie deer mouse) is the source of this 2158-nucleotide messenger RNA. NCBI's taxonomy places the organism in Eukaryota, Metazoa, Chordata, Mammalia, Rodentia, Cricetidae. The record is from RefSeq and is a predicted model, not a curated record.
AUCACACAGUGCUGACACAGUGCAGGCCACGGGACAUCCACCUCCCUCUCUUCGGGUCCAGUUCCGAAUGUUCAUCAAGGCUGCCGGGACCUCGCCUGCCGCCCGCCUGGUCCCUCUGGCUUCCCAUAGGCCCCAGCCCUCACCCCACCCCCAGCCCCACGCACACUCUCUUGCUCCUUCCCGACAUAGCUCCACCUAGUUCCCCGCCUCUGACCCCGCCCCGCCCGCCUCCGCUGGGGCGGCCUAGGGCCACCGGUCGCUGGAGGACCCUGAGCAAGCUAUGGCUUCCGGCGGCCCGCGGGUGCUGGUGGUGGGCGGCGGCAUCGCUGGACUGGGCGCUGCGCAGAGACUCUGCAGCCAUCCGGCUGCUCCACACCUGCGGGUCCUGGAGGCCACUGCCGGCGCUGGCGGCCGCAUCCGCUCGGAACGCUGCUUCGGUAACCGCCCCUUGGGCCCCUUGACUGACCCCGGACCCCAUCCGACUGGUGGUGUAGUGGAGCUGGGUGCACACUGGAUCCAUGGGCCCUCCCAGGGCAAUCCUGUCUUCCAGCUGGCUGCGAAGUUCGGGCUCCUGGGGGAGAAAGAGUUAUCAGAGGAGAACCAGCUGGUGGAGACAGGAGGGCACGUGGCCCUGCCCUCUGUGAGCUAUACCAGCUCUGGAACAUGUGUGAUCCCGGAGCUGGUGACAGAGAUGGGCAAUCUGUACUAUGGACUAAUAGACCGAACCAGAGAGUUCCUGAAUGCCCCUGAGACCCCAGUGGCCAGCGUUGGAGAGUUCCUGAAGAAGGAGCUAAGUCAGCAGGUGGCUAACUGGACUGAGGAUGAGGACACCAAGAAACUCAAGCUGGCUAUCCUGAAUGCCUUCUUCAAUACAGAGUGUUGCGUGAGCGGCACCCAUAGCAUGGACCUGGUGGCCCUUGCACCAUUCGGGGAGUAUACAGUGCUGCCGGGACUGGAUUGCACCUUGGCUGGGUAUGGGUCACAGCUCUGCCAGUCUGCCCAUCCUGUCUGGGCAGAGGCACUAGGCUGGAGAAAGGAGGGAAAAAGGAGAGAGAGGAGGCCCGGAGCGGGCAGUGGUUACCAAGGACUUACCAACUGCAUACUGGCUUCCCUGCCCAAGGAUUCGAUGGUUUUUGACAAGCCGGUGAAGACCAUUCAUUGGAAUGGGUCCUUCCAGGAAGCUGCUUUUCCAGGGGAGACCUUCCCUGUGUUGGUGGAGUGUGAAGAUGGUACCCGCCUGCCUGCUCAUCAUGUCAUCGUCACCGUGCCCUUAGGUUUUCUCAAAGAACAUCAAGAUACCUUCUUUGAGCCACCACUGCCUGCCCAAAAGGCAGAAGCCAUCAAAAAAUUAGGCUUUGGUACCAACAACAAAAUCUUUUUGGAGUUUGAGGAGCCCUUCUGGGAGCCCGACUGCCAGUUCAUCCAGGUGGUAUGGGAGGACACAUCACCCCUACAGGACACAGCCCUCUCACUCCAAGACACCUGGUUCAAGAAACUCAUUGGCUUUGUGGUCCUGCCUCCUUUUGAGUCUUCACAUGUGCUCUGUGGGUUCAUUGCUGGCCUUGAGUCGGAGUUUAUGGAGACUCUGUCAGAUGAAGAAGUGCUUCUUUCUCUAACCGAAGUACUCCGGAGAGUGACAGGAAACCCACAAAUGCCAGCGGCCAAGAGUGUGAUGAGGUCUCGUUGGCACAGUGCCCCAUACACCCUAGGUUCCUACAGCUAUGUGGCUGUUGGCAGUACUGGCGAUGACCUAGAUCUGCUGGCUCAGCCCCUCCCUGCUGAUGAAACUGGUACCCAGCUCCAGAUACUCUUCGCUGGGGAAGCCACACAUCGGACAUUUUAUUCCACCACACAUGGGGCCCUCCUGUCUGGCUGGAGGGAAGCUGAUCGCCUCAUUGGUCUGUGGGACUCACAGGUGCAGCAGCCCUGGCCCAGGCUGUGAGUGUCUGCUGCUCUGCUCUGCUGUCAUGGGGGCCGACCGAACUCCUCCAUCUGUUGGGUACAUGAUUUUCUGUCUGGUUUGAGGUUUGGGGAUCUUACUGGUAGCUUUAAUGUUGGAGAAGUGGUCCCAUUUCUCUUAUCUGUUGUUGGAGCCUGGCUUGGUCUGAUCAUGGAUGCCCUGCUGUGUUGUUGCACACAUAAAGCAGUGAAUACCGCC